Messenger RNA from Aspergillus tubingensis, 987 nucleotides. RefSeq names its product rRNA-binding ribosome biosynthesis protein RPF2. The record is from RefSeq and is a predicted model, not a curated record. Gene Ontology annotation, biological process: maturation of LSU-rRNA from tricistronic rRNA transcript (SSU-rRNA, 5.8S rRNA, LSU-rRNA); ribosomal large subunit assembly. Gene Ontology annotation, cellular component: nucleolus. Lineage: Eukaryota; Fungi; Ascomycota; Eurotiomycetes; Eurotiales; Aspergillaceae. The transcript is spliced from 2 exons. Bases 1 to 987 code for a protein of 328 amino acids. Gene Ontology annotation, molecular function: rRNA binding.
AUGCUCCGAGAAGUAAAACCCAAGAACGCGCGCACCGCGCGCAUCCUCAAAGCCAAAGAGCCGCAACUUAUCGAGCCCCCGAAACGGACUCUUCUCCUUCACGGAUCGAAAUGCCCUCAACCGCUGCACACGGUGCUGAAGACCUUCCACUCGCUGACUCGGCCCAACUCGGUUCUAUUCCACAAGAAGAAUGCCAACAUCCACCCGUUCGAGAGCGUUGAGAGCCUGGAGUUUUUGGCCGACAAGAACGAGUGCGGUAUGGUCGUGUUCGGAAGCAGCAACAAGAAGCGCCCCAACUGCCUGACGCUGGCCCGGGUGUUCAAUUCCAAGAUCCUGGAUAUGUGUGAGCUGUUGUUGUUGCCGAAUCAGGACCAGACGGCUGGAUUGGAGAGUCUGCAGAUUGGUAUUGGCAUGCGGCCGAUGCUGUUGUUCUCGGGCAGUGCUUGGGAUGAUGAAACGUCGACGGCGCAUGUUAUGUUGAAGAGCAUGUUUGUGGAUAUGUUCAAGGGAGAGACGAGUGAUAAAAUUGAUGUUGAGGGUUUGCAGUAUGUGUUGAUGAUUGGCGCGGAGGAGGCCACGGACGGACUGGCGCCUGUUGUGCACCUUCGCUGGUACAAGUUGCGGACGAAGCGCAGUGGGCAUAAGUUGCCUCGUGUGGAGUUGGAUGAGAUUGGUCCUAAGUUUGACUUCAAGGUUGGACGUCUGCAAGAGGCGCCGAGGGAGGUCAUGAAGGAGGCCAUGAAGCAGGGUAAGAGGCCGAAUGAGGAGAUCAAGCUCAAGAAGAACAUUGGAUUGGAUUCGAUCGGUGAUAAGAUCGGUCGCGUGCAUCUGGGUAAGCAGGAUCUUAGCGGUCUGCAGACUCGUAAGAUGAAGGGUUUGAAGCGUCGUGCUGGUGUCGAGUCGGAUGACGAGGAGGGCGAUGCCGAUAUGAUGGAUGUGGAUGAGAUCUCGGAGGAUGAGGGACGCAAGCGGACGAAGACGGCUUGA